CUCCCCUUCCCCCGUCUCUCUUGCUCGAAGCCUUUUUUCCCCCAAAUCUCGCGUGCUGCCCCCGCCCUGCUCCGCCCCCGCGCGCGAGCGUGCGCCCCCGAUCCGGCGGAAUCAGCCGGCGCGGCCGUCGAUUGGCGCCGCUUCUGCGGUGCGGGAGCGCUCGGCGCCGGCGCGGGCUGCGGAUCGAGGCCCGGGUCGGCGGAUUCGGGCGCCGCGGACGAGACCUACGCCGGAGUUUGUGACGGAGGUUUGGGCGGUUGGUGGCGGGAGUAGUAGCAGGAGGCGGGGUUGCAUAUGCGCGUGACGGUCACGCCAAAGGACGAGGAGAGGCUGGUCGGCUUGAUGGCGCGGGAGCGGCCGCGGUCGGCGGUGGUGACGGCGGGCGGGGAUUUGGUGACCGCUCCCGGCGGCGGCGAGGGGUCGGACGGGGACUCGUCGGGGUCGAUACAGGAGAUCACCGCCGACGACUUCAGGAAGGACUCGUCGUCCGGCGGCGCGUUGGGGUUCGGUGCUUCGGCGCCGCCGAGAUCUAGGUCUUGGACGGGCCCCCCGGCCAUGGGGUACAUGGCGCGGAGCUACGGGCAGGCGUUCCACAGCUUCGCGUGGCUGCAGGCCGUGCAGAAGAAGCCGCUCGUGGCGUGCCCGGCGCCAGAGGAGGUGGACGAGGACGAGGUGGAGCACGCCGUGGACGACGCCUCCGACGGGGAGAAGGAGGAGGGUGAGAUUGAGGAGGGGGAGGCUGUGGAGGGCUCGUCCUCGCCCCCUCGACCGCCUCCCGAGACCAUCGAUUUGGACUCCGAUGCGCCCGAGAAGUCGGAGUCGGUGUUUGCAGAGAGGAGUGGCGGCGCGGCACCUUCUGCGGCCUUCCAGGAGGUGGAGGUGGACUAUGACCAGCGCGUGGGGAGUAUCCUGGAGGAGCUCGAGAUGAUCUCCAUUGAGGAAGCUGAGAAGUCGUUCGAGGGCACGUGCGCACGUCUGCGUACAUGCUUUGAGAACCUGAAGCCGCUGUACCCUGAGAAUGGGAGCCCAGUGCAAAUUCUUGAUCCCCUAGUGCACCAAGCGUUCAUCGGCAUUGACACACUCACCACUGUGGCGAAGUCGUUCAACUUGCCGAGGAGGGAGCAGAAUAAGACAAUGCUUUUGAAGUUGUUGUUCCACAUCAAGAACAGAUAUUCAUACAUGCUGUCACCCGACCAGAGAGAUGAGCUGGACAGCCGUGUGAGGCAGUUAGUUUUUGAGGAAAAAGACAACGUCAGUGACCCAAGUACCAGUGGUGGCACAAAAGUGACAAAUGUACCGGAUACAUCUGGGCAGAUUUCAUCAGGGAGAUUGCCAUUUGAAUCAGGAGCAGCAAAUCCAUUCAGUGCCUCUAGCUUGCAGAGGUUGGAAGUACCUGCAAAAAGGAUUAGUCCCUUGUUGGAUCUUCAUGCAGACUAUGACGAGAACAGCUUACCUUCGCCCACAAGGGAUAAUGCACCUCCUUUUCCUGUGCCAAAGCCUUUUGGAUCAUUUCCAAUGGUACCUAAGCAUCCAUCUUUCCCAGAGAGAGCUGAACCUGGAAGGAAUUCGAUAUAUCCAUCCUUAAAUGAUCCUCUGAAAGCUGUUUCGUCAUAUCAGCAGAAAUACGGGCAUAAAUCUGUCUUUCCAAGUGAUGAUCUGCCAAGUCCAACUCCUUCUGGUGAUGAGGGUAAAUCUGCAGACAAAGGUGGUGAUAUAUUUGGUGAAGUUUCCAGCAUCCCAAUUCCAAAGAAGACUGUGCCAAGUAAAAGUCAGAUGCCUGCCUCCCAACCUAACACAGUCAGCAGCAGCAAUAUUAGUUAUGCAGGUGGUCCACCUGGCUAUGGUAAACAAGCUGAGCAGUCGGCUGUGGGUCCAAAUAAUGCACUAAAGACUACAUCCAAAAAUAGAGAUCCAAGGCUCAGGUUUUUGAACCGUGAUUCUGCUGGUGCUACAGAUGCGAAUCAGCGUGUGAAUCCGAAAGAUGGGAAUUUGGGUGUUGGAGUUCCAAUUAUUAACCGUAAACACAAGGCAGUGGACGAACCUCAGGUGGAUGAAAACUUGUUAAAAAGAUUUAGGAAUGGUUCUGGGGAUCCAAGAAAUGUGCUGGUGCCAACAGGGAAUCCCAAUCAGCUUAUGACCAACAUGAGGGCUCUGCCAAAUAGCAGCGGAACAAAUACACCAUUUUUGCAACCCUAUAAAAGUUCUGCUGCACAAAUCAGUGCACCUCCUGCUGUUUCAUUGCCGCCUUCUCUAUUAAAGGACAUUGCUGUGAACCCAACAGUGCUGAUGAAUUGGAUUAAAAUGGAACAGCAGAAGAUGUCAGCAUCAGAACCUCGGCAGGUAGCUACUGCCAAUGCCAUCUCUAGUGGUAUGACCAAUAUUGAAAAUGCUGGCACAGUUUUACCACCUGGCAACGCUCCAAAGACUACAGAAGCUGCACAAGUUCUCUCCAUUAGGCCACAGGUUCCAAUGCAGACACCACCUUUGAACUCACAAAACGAUGCUGGUGUACUACGCAUGAAGCCCCGUGAUCCCAGGAGGAUCCUUCAUAAUAACGUAGCCCAGAAAACCGAUGCAGUGGGCUUGGAACAAGUCAAAUCUAAUGGAACUGCUCAGCCAGAUUCUCAGGGCACCAAAGAUCAGACUGCUUCAAUUGUUUCUCAACCAGCAUUGCUGCCUAGCAUUGCACGGCCGUUCUCCUUGAGCACAAAGCAUGUUGAUCCUGUCUCAAAUUCACAGUUAGCUGCUACAGCUCUUAUGGCUCCCAUGGCACAAACUUCAGUCAGCAUAAAAAGGGCAGAUCCGAGGCUAGCAGUUGAACAAAAUGGUCAUAAUGCUGAUGCAGCAAAUGCUCCUGUAAUACCACUUGAAGCUGUGCAGCCAGUUAUCCCAUGGGGUGAUGUUGAUCAUCUCCUUGAUGGUUACGAUGACCAACAAAAAGCUCUCAUACAGAAGGAAAGGGCAAGACGGAUCACAGAACAGCAAAAAAUGUUUUCAGCGCGGAAGCUAUGCCUGGUGCUUGAUCUGGAUCACACACUACUUAAUUCUGCAAAGUUUAUAGAAGUGGACUCUAUACAUGAAGAGAUCUUACGGCAGAAAGAGGAACAGGACAGGUCAUUGCCAGAACGCCAUCUCUAUCGUCUUCAUCAUAUGAAUAUGUGGACGAAACUGCGACCAGGAAUAUGGAACUUCCUUGAGAAGGCGAGUAAGCUCUUUGAGUUGCAUCUGUAUACCAUGGGAAACAAACUCUAUGCUACUGAGAUGGCCAAGGUUCUUGACCCUACUGGGACCUUGUUUGCUGGGCGAGUCAUCUCAAGAGGUGAUGAUGGUGAUCCAUUUGACAGCGAUGAUCGAGUGCCCAAGAGUAAAGAUCUGGAUGGUGUGUUGGGGAUGGAAUCUGCAGUGGUAAUCAUAGAUGAUUCUGUGAGAGUGUGGCCUCACAACAGACAUAAUUUGAUAGUUGUAGAGAGAUACACCUAUUUCCCCUGCAGCAGACGUCAAUUUGGCCUUCCUGGACCAUCGCUUCUCGAGAUAGACAGAGAUGAGAGGCCAGAGGAUGGUACCCUUGCUUCUUCACUGGCAGUCAUUGAGCGAAUUCACCGCAACUUCUUUUCUCAUCCUAACCUCAAUGAGGCUGAUGUGCGAAGCAUACUAGCAGCUGAGCAGCAGAGGAUCCUUGCUGGCUGUCGUAUUCUCUUUAGCCGGGUUUUCCCCAUUGGGGAUACCAAACCCCACGUGCAUCCUCUGUGGCAGACUGCAGAGCAGUUUGGUGCAGUCUGCACGAACCAGAUUGAUGAUCGUGUCACUCAUGUUGUUGCCAACUCCCUCGGGACAGACAAGGUGAACUGGGCACUAUCCACUGGCAGAUUCGUGGUGCACCCAGGAUGGGUAGAAGCUUCAGCUCUGCUGUACCGGCGCGCAAAUGAGCUUGACUUUGCCGUCCAAACGACCUUAUGAGAGGCCCCAUAGGCCCCGGGAAGAAUUAUUCUUCUCGGGAUGGGAUCCGGUCAUGCAAACAUAACAUGAUAAAAAAAAACUAACAAACACACUAAUUAAAACCGGAUCCAUCUAAGAAUCGCUACCUCCAACAGAAAUCCAGCCUUUAAUACAACGGGCAACAAAAAACAAUUUAUAAAAAGCUGGAAAAGAGGGGUCUGGGACAAGCAGCCGAUGUCAUUAUCAGAGGUGGUGAGUCACUUGGUUCAGAAGUAUCUCAGAUAAGAGCCGAAUGUGUGCCAAAGCGAAGUCCAUUGUGCGCUCACAACGUGCUCUUUGUAACAUGUAAAAUUUGUGCAAUUUUGGUAGGAAUCGUAGGUCCAGAUGCCACCACAGAAAUGGGGUGUUUUGGGUAGCUGCCGUGGGCCACCCAUAGAAGUGGCAGUUGAACUGAUCAGGGCGGCACCAAUUUUGAACAAGGAAGUUUGCAUGUAUGUCUUAUAGGGUAAACUCUUGGGGUAAACGCUGAAAAGGCACAAGGACAGGACAACUGGGGGCGCUCGUUGGCUGGUUUAGUCGGUCCGGAUAAAGGGCAUGUAGAAUUGGGAGCCAAUGGUGGCUGCGAAUGAUAUUAUCGGUUGGUUACUGGUUAUUGCAUGUGAAAGAUUAUUGGGAAAAAAAAAAGAAACGCGCGACCGCGUUUUACCCAAAGUGUAUGCAAUCUUAGGGUCCCCGCAUGAAAAACCAAAAAACCGUUAAGAUUUCUCCGUA
Molecule: messenger RNA, 4707 nt
Organism: Panicum virgatum (switchgrass)
Lineage: Eukaryota; Viridiplantae; Streptophyta; Magnoliopsida; Poales; Poaceae
Product: RNA polymerase II C-terminal domain phosphatase-like 3
Exons: 11
Coding region: 295-3957 (1220 amino acids)
Cellular component (GO): nucleus
Molecular function (GO): RNA polymerase II CTD heptapeptide repeat phosphatase activity
Source: RefSeq, a predicted model, not a curated record